Chondrus crispus (carragheen) is the source of this 828-nucleotide messenger RNA. Its product is annotated as Serine/threonine protein kinase. NCBI's taxonomy places the organism in Eukaryota, Rhodophyta, Florideophyceae, Gigartinales, Gigartinaceae. Bases 1 to 828 code for a protein of 275 amino acids. Gene Ontology annotation, cellular component: kinetochore; nucleus; spindle. The record is from RefSeq and is a predicted model, not a curated record. The transcript has a single exon. Gene Ontology annotation, biological process: protein localization to kinetochore; mitotic spindle assembly checkpoint signaling; chromosome segregation. Gene Ontology annotation, molecular function: protein serine/threonine kinase activity; protein serine/threonine/tyrosine kinase activity; ATP binding.
AUGUUUAACGAACCUAAGCAUGAAAGCGUGCUCACAGUGAACAAAAGGCAGUACUUGAUUUUGAGCGAGGCUGGAAGGGGUGGCAGCUCGAAAGUUUUCAAAGUUCUCAGCCAGGAUAUGGAAGUGCUGGCCAUAAAGUGCGUGAAGGUCCCCGCUUCGUCGCAUUUUCGAACAACUCUUGUUUCGUACGCAAACGAAAUGGCGUUGCUCAAGAAACUCCGAGUUUUUUCAUCGAUCAUCCAACUCCUCGAUGCGGAAGUUCAGUACGAAUGUAGAACCAUUAAGAUGGUCAUGGAGUACGGGGACGUUGACUUUGCGAAAAUCCUACUCCGCAAUAAGAGUAGGAGUAUGGAGAAUCACUUCACGAGGGUUCACUGUCUGCAAAUGGUCAAGGCUGUGCACACCAUUCACGAGGCUAAAAUCAUUCAUAGAGAUUUGAAACCAGCAAACUUCUUGGUCGUCCGAGGAGAGUUGAAGUUAACAGAUUUUAGGAUUGCGAAAGCCAUCACUAGCGAAGACACGACAAAAGUUUUUCGGGAAGCUCAGGUAGGGACUCUCAACUACAUGUUCCCGGAGGCCUUAGUGAACGAGAAUCCAGAUUCUAGAGCAUGGAAUGAAUACGGCACUGACUCAGAAACUGAUCUGCAAUCAGUAAGGUACCGAGUGGGGCGUGUAAGUGAUAUCUGGAGUUUAGGUUUCAUCUUGUAUCAUGUUGUGUGGAAGAGCGCCCUUCGCCCACAUCAAAGACACUCUUCAAAGGCUGAACUGCAUUCAGAAUCCAAAGUACGAAAUAUCAUACCGUCAUGUAACCGACCCUGUUGCGCUUGA